This is a messenger RNA of Hyalella azteca, 1321 nucleotides long. RefSeq names its product ADP-ribose glycohydrolase MACROD1-like. The transcript has a single exon. The record is from RefSeq and is a predicted model, not a curated record. Gene Ontology annotation, cellular component: nucleoplasm. Bases 293 to 1321 code for a protein of 342 amino acids. Gene Ontology annotation, molecular function: ADP-ribosylglutamate-[protein] hydrolase activity. Lineage: Eukaryota; Metazoa; Arthropoda; Malacostraca; Amphipoda; Hyalellidae. Gene Ontology annotation, biological process: purine nucleoside metabolic process; DNA damage response; peptidyl-glutamate ADP-deribosylation.
GAGAACUGCAAGACUCAAAGACUUUUUCACUGAUUCAAUACUAUCUAUGACACUGAAGUUGUAACAUUCGGUCUUUUCUGUGAAUUCCCGAUUUCUUAAGGCUACCAAUGAGAUGAAAAGUAUUCAUUCAAACCAACUUGUACUUCAAAUUUUGUUUAUGGAUCAGUUAACCUCCGGAUAAAGAACCUGCAACUAAUAAAACAGCGCGUUGAUCAUCCUCUCCAUAUUCUCUAAGAUAUUUGAACUUCGGGCCAGCAGAGAAGUUCCCCUCUUCACUGGUGACCAUAGACAGAUGUUUAGGGUGAAGAUGGCGACCAAAGGCAGAUUCAACAGAGGGAACAUAGGAGAUCCAUCACAAACCAACGUCGCUGAUAAUAGUUCACUGGAGCCAGCGGGAAUAGACCACUGCGAGAAAGACAAACUAGAACAACUCUUUGAGAAACUGACCAGCACUACCCUCACGGGUUUUCCAUCUGCCUGGGACUUGAUGCAGGAAUUGCAGUCGAUCUGUGGUGAAUUGGUAAAAUCCAGCUUUAUUCACGCCCUACCACAUGAGAUAGCAUCUGUUAUUGUACACCAAAGAGAAAAGCCUCUUGAGCAAUUAGUAAAUUUGGCCCACGACGAAAUGAUGUUUAAAUUCAACAAAAACCCUGCUGUUCAAGCAAAUGGAAGCACAACGUCAAGUUCUAACCAAACUCCCACUCCGAAGAGGAAUACAAACUCUUCCGAAGUCCAAUAUGGACCACUUGCAACUUCUUCUAAAAAAGAUUGGGAUAUGACUUCACUUCCGCGGGAGAAGAAGCAGGCACUAUACCCGAGCGGAUAUUUUUUUUCCAUGCAUGACAUUCCUUCAUGGUCAGAUUACGCUCGUCGAAACUCAUGGGCUCUGGCAAAGUCACUCGAAAAAUGCAAGCACAUUCCUCAACUUCCUAAGUUUGCUGUGGACCCAAGUCUGAACACUAAAGUUUCUUUGUUCUUAGGAGAUAUCACGACCCUUGCAAUUGACUGCAUUGUGAAUGCAGCUAACGCAUCCCUGCUCGGCGGUGGAGGAGUGGACGGGGCAAUCCAUAGAGCUGCUGGACCACGCCUCCGGACGGAAUGCGAGACCCUAGGUAGAUGUCGUACAGGUGACGCUAAAAUCACUCAUGGAUACCAGCUACCUGCUAGAACAGUUAUUCACACUGUUGGCCCCACAAAUGGAGACAGAGCUGAUCUGCAAAAUGCUUAUUGGAGCUCCCUCAAUCUGGCUCGCGAACAUAAGCUGAGAUCCAUUGCUUUCCCCUGCUAUCUUGGCAAUUUAGUAUCAGCACGAAGGCGUUAA